AUGGUAUUUACUCGAGCUUUCUCUCGUCAACUGUCACAGCCAGUAUCGUCCCUGUUGGCUCGAGGAGCUUCCCCACGUUUGGCAUGCGGGGGAGCUGCAGCUGGAGCCUCAGCUUGCCUCGGCCAGUCUUUCAGACGAUCACUAACAGCAUCUUCCUCUUUGCAGUCAAAGGUCUUGCUUGUACUCUACGACGGUGGCGACCAUGCCCGCGAGCAACCACGCCUUCUAGGUACCACCGAGAAUGAGCUUGGCAUCCGAAAGUGGCUCGAAGAUCAGGGACACACCCUUGUGACAACAUCUGACAAGGAGGGUGAGAACUCAACCUUUGACAAGGAGCUUGUCGACGCCGAGGUCAUCAUAACUACUCCCUUCCACCCGGGUUACCUCACCAGAGAACGUCUUGAAAAGGCGAAGAAGCUCAAAAUUGCAAUCACUGCCGGUAUCGGUUCAGACCAUGUUGACUUGAACGCCGCGAAUGAAAUCAAUGGCGGCAUCACUGUUGCUGAAGUUACAGGAUCGAAUGUCGUUUCCGUUGCCGAGCAUGUAAUUAUGACCAUCCUCAACCUGGUUCGGAAUUUUGUUCCGGCACACGAACAGAUCGAAGCCGGAGAGUGGAACGUCGCAGCAGCAGCGAAGAAUGAAUAUGACCUGGAAGGGAAAGUUGUGGGUACUGUUGCUGUGGGUCGGAUUGGCGAACGUGUCCUCCGACGACUUAAACCAUUUGACUGCAAGGAGCUACUUUACUUUGAUUACCAGCCAUUGAAACCUGAGGUUGAGAAAGAGAUUGGUUGCAGACGUGUAGAGGAUCUUGAGGAGAUGCUUGGGCAAUGCGAUGUUGUCACCAUUAAUUGUCCGCUGCACGAGAAGACGCGUGGGCUCUUCAACAAAGAUCUGAUCUCGAAGAUGAAGAAAGGCGCAUGGCUUGUUAACACUGCCCGCGGCGCGAUCGUUGUCAAGGAAGAUGUAGCCGAAGCACUAAAAUCAGGUCAACUGAAUGGUUAUGGUGGUGAUGUCUGGUUCCCACAGCCAGCACCCAGGGACCAUCCACUUCGAUACGCAAAGAACCAAUGGGGAGGCGGGAAUGCAAUGGUCCCACAUAUGAGCGGCACAUCGCUUGAUGCACAAAAGCGCUAUGCGGAUGGUGUUAAGUCAAUCUUGGAUUCCUAUUUCUCCAAGAGAGAGGACUAUAGGCUGGAAGACCUGAUUGUCCACAAAGGGGAUUAUGCAACCAAAGCUUACGGUCAGCGUACAAGCAAGAAAUAG
Endocarpon pusillum Z07020 is the source of this 1263-nucleotide messenger RNA. Its product is annotated as formate dehydrogenase. Lineage: Eukaryota; Fungi; Ascomycota; Eurotiomycetes; Verrucariales; Verrucariaceae. Bases 1 to 1263 code for a protein of 420 amino acids. The record is from RefSeq and is a predicted model, not a curated record. Gene Ontology annotation, molecular function: oxidoreductase activity, acting on the CH-OH group of donors, NAD or NADP as acceptor; formate dehydrogenase (NAD+) activity; NAD binding. Gene Ontology annotation, cellular component: cytosol. The transcript has 4 exons.